Melanotaenia boesemani (Boeseman's rainbowfish) is the source of this 1964-nucleotide messenger RNA. It is a transcript of the gene sdc2, whose product is annotated as syndecan 2. NCBI's taxonomy places the organism in Eukaryota, Metazoa, Chordata, Actinopteri, Atheriniformes, Melanotaeniidae. Bases 396 to 1025 code for a protein of 209 amino acids. The record is from RefSeq and is a predicted model, not a curated record. The transcript has 5 exons. Gene Ontology annotation, cellular component: cell surface; membrane. Gene Ontology annotation, biological process: cell migration.
GCCGUUCAGUCAUGUCCUCAUCAGUCUAAUAAUGAGGGCGCGUGCGGAGCAAUCAGCUGAGUUCUGACGCUCGUACCUCUGUCUAUCUCUCUGGGUCUCGUGGUGUCUCCACGGACUGAAGCGCACGCUCUCACGCUCGUGCUUCACUUUGUCGCCGUUCUUUCCAGCAGAGCGCGGACCGAGAACGAAAACGGCGUCUCGCGCAGAUUUCAGCGACACUCCGCGCGGAGGAUCCGGAGAUCACACGCACUUAUUGGCGUGAUUGAGUCAGAUUUACGGAGGAAAAGAGGAGGAGGAAGAAUAAUCCCAGUGUAUCCGUUUGAUCCUACUCCUGAGACACAGGAGCGGAAGGAGGCGGGAGGAAGAUUCUGGUUCUGGUUUCGUUCGGAGGGAUAAUGAGGAGCGCGUGGAUCCUGCUGGCCAUCGCGCUCAGCGUCUUCGUCUGCGGGGACACGAUAGAAGCAGCCAGGACUUCCUCUCAGUCUGAUGACCUGUACCUAGAAGAUGUCGGGUCAGGAGGUUACUACCCUGAAGAUGAUGAUGAUUUUAGCUCAGGCUCAGGCUCAGGUGGAGGUGAGGAGGUGGUGAAGGAGAUGGUGACUGACAGUCGAACUAAUGUCGAGCCCAAUGCAGUUAAGCCCACCCAGGACUCCACCGAAGCCUUCACCCAGAAGAUGGACACAGCCACAGUCAGAGAGGACAGAAACACCAAGAGGCCCAUCAGAACUGAGGCACCAGUUCCAGUCACAGAGGACCUGCAGAGGAUCCAGAUCAUCAGUACAACCGGUCCCCCCAGUUCUCCUCAGCAGCCUAUCGAGGUCCGCACGGAAAACCUCCUCCAGAGGACGGAGGUGUUGGCAGCUGUUAUUGCAGGUUGUGUGAUCGGCUUCCUGUUUGCCAUCUUCUUCAUCCUCCUGCUGGUCUACCGCAUGAGGAAGAAGGACGAAGGCAGCUACGAUCUGGGAGAGAGGAAACCCUCCAGCGCCGCCUAUCAGAAGGCCCCGACCAAGGAGUUUUAUGCAUAAAGUCACAGGGACACAGCCAGCCCCAGUCAGCUGACACACAGUCAACAACAAUGUUCUGGCUGGAAGGAGAGGGAUUUUUCACACGUGUCAUGAAGGUCUUUUACUCCAGUUUUUUCAUCGGACUGAAAAUUUUCAGAAAUGUUCGGUUUUUAUGUCUGAAACUGCUUCAGAGUUUAACUAUCACUGACUAGAAACAAAACAUUUCAGUUCUUCAUUGUCCAACCUGGUUUGUUAUUUGUGCUGCAGCAGAUCUGCAGGUGUUCAUUCAUUUAUCUCUGUUAAAGAUUAACUCUGUAAAUCACCAGAACCAGAAAUCAGGCCCAGAGAUCAGAACCAACUUCUUGUUUGGAUUUAAUAAGUGUUUCCUCUGCAGGCUGUGGUGUUAUUGACCCAUGAAUUCUUCCUCCUCUUCCUCCCCUUCCUCCAGUGUUUCCAGAGAUUUAAAUGUUGUUAAGCGACAGCUGCAUUUCCCAACAGUGACAUCACAGGUCACGUGACAUGAAUUUGAGCUUUACAUCUCACUUCAAGUCGGAGAGCUGCAAAGGAAGAUGAUCACAUGAUCUAAGCUCUAGCCACAUGCAGCUGUUCAUUCUCCUUCUGCCCUCAACCCACCCCCAUGUCGAAGUGAAACCCAAAGACUCGGAGUCUCUGCCCCCCCAUCACGUCCACAUUCUGAUGAUUUUUCCUUGAGAGACCAGAACUUUGAGUCCAGUUACUUAUGUGUGUAUGAACAGAUAUAUAACUAUCUACAGAAAUAUAUAGAUUCACUAAUGUUUGAGACCUUCAAAGUGCCUAUGUUUGGACAUUUUCCUGCUCAGUGAGCUUGUGUUGGAGGUUCUUCAUGAGUGGGACCUUAACUCCUUUUUUAGUCUUUCCAAACUGACAGUAUUGGACCUGGAAGCUGUAACAACACUACUGAAUAAACACUGUGGCCUAACA